AUCACACUGAGUUGACCUCACCAUGGAGCCCUGGCUGGUGAUGCUGCUCUUUUUACAGGCAGUUUGGAAUGGCGUUCUUGGGAAAACCCAUUCUUUGCACAAAAGAGGACUCCUUGAGUUAGCUGGAACCAUAAAAUGUGGCACAGGACGAAUUCCUUUGGCAUAUCUGGGUUACGGAUGCUACUGUGGCCCGGGAGGACAUGGCUGGCCUAAAGAUAAAACAGACUGGUGCUGCCACAGGCAUGAUUGCUGCUAUGGCUUUGCAGAAGAGCAAGGAUGUAAUCCCAAGACAACUAGGUACCGAUGGAGCUGUAGGCGCAACACUGUGGUAUGUGAUACUGUGCUGGAUAGAUGUCAACAAAUAGUGUGCCAAUGCGACAGAGAAGCAUCCGAAUGUUUGCGAUCUGCUGUUUUUAACCGACGCUAUAUCUUCUGGCCAAAUUUUUUGUGUGGCCAAACUCAUCCCAUGUGCACUUAUAAUGUUAAUGAGAAUGGCAAGAUAUGUAAAAAGAUUUUAAAACAUUAACAUGGAACUUUUUCCGGUGUCUCUGGACUUUGGACUCUCUAACGUAUAUGCUUUCAGACAGCAGCUGAAGAUACAAUCUUUUGAAUGGUUUGAAUGUCAUCUCAGAUCCUGAAAUUACAUGUAAUGUAUAUUAUGGAAGUGGUUUCAAAAUGCCAUGUUAACAUCUUUUAAGAAAUGGCCUCUGUUUCCAGUUUACAUAAUUAUUGUGCACUUGUUUGAUGACUUUUAUUCAUGUCCAUAUAUAACUUGUGGCAAGA
Messenger RNA from Gekko japonicus, 783 nucleotides. Its product is annotated as group 10 secretory phospholipase A2-like. The record is from RefSeq and is a predicted model, not a curated record. The transcript has 4 exons. Gene Ontology annotation, molecular function: calcium ion binding; phospholipid binding. Bases 23 to 526 code for a protein of 167 amino acids. Lineage: Eukaryota; Metazoa; Chordata; Lepidosauria; Squamata; Gekkonidae. Gene Ontology annotation, biological process: phospholipid metabolic process; lipid catabolic process; arachidonate secretion.